Molecule: messenger RNA, 678 nt
Organism: Helianthus annuus (common sunflower)
Lineage: Eukaryota; Viridiplantae; Streptophyta; Magnoliopsida; Asterales; Asteraceae
Product: F-box protein At2g02240-like
Exons: 2
Coding region: 2-508 (168 amino acids)
Source: RefSeq, a predicted model, not a curated record
AAUGAAUGGAAAGCAACGUCUUAUGCUUUCUGCAAAGGCGGUUUUGUAUGACUCUUCUAAUGUGAAGCUUUUUCGUUUGAAACCCUCUGAACAAUCCAGAUUUGGAGACGUGAUCGAGGUUCUAUCACAACCAGUAGUUCGUAUCAAGUGCAAGAUUGAUGAACUGUAUUUGUCACCAGAUAUAUAUUAUAGGUGUUACCUGAUAUUCAAGCUUUCAGAAAAAUGCCGUGGCCUACAUUGUCCUGUGAAAGUACGAGGUCCGCUCCACCGAAGUAACAAAGUGAUUAAAAAUCUUUACCUUAGGUCCCCAAAUGCAUGGAAUAUACAUGAUAUCGACCAGGUCCCAAAACAAAGAGAAGAUGGAUGGAUGGAGGUUAAUGUGUGGACAUUUAAAACGAAGGAUGUACAAAGAAUGUUUCAAGGUAUUAGUGUGAAUUUGAAGCUCAUAAGUUAUGAAGGAACAAUGUCGGGCCUUAUUGUAUGUGGGCUCGAGUUUCGGCCAACGUAAGCAUAAGCGUAGCAGAAAAUUCCGGCAACAGUGUAUUCUUAAAAUUAUGUUUUAGUAACUUUCAUUUUCGUCCAGAGGUUAUCUUAAUGUGGCUUCCGAAGAAAAACGUAAUAAAGUAGUUACUUUGUCAAAGUUUAUGUACUUUUUUGUGUAACGUGUGGCUUGAGGAA